This is a messenger RNA of Lindgomyces ingoldianus, 1633 nucleotides long. RefSeq lists its product as uncharacterized. Gene Ontology annotation, molecular function: hydrolase activity. The record is from RefSeq and is a predicted model, not a curated record. Lineage: Eukaryota; Fungi; Ascomycota; Dothideomycetes; Pleosporales; Lindgomycetaceae. The coding region runs from base 176 to 1633 and encodes 485 amino acids. The transcript is spliced from 4 exons.
GCCUGAUACAGCAGAAAAACACGCCACCGCCGUCGUUCAUAUAUCUUCGGUCGCGUCCCGCCUGAACUCGGGGUGGUUGAUCAAUUCGAUUAUCGAUUUCCCUCAUGGCUGCAAGGCGUUAAGACCGCGCUUUAAUUAUUCGAUACAUAGAAGCAAAAACGAAAAGAAGAACAUCAUGGCCGGACGGCCACGGUGGGUCCUACACUUACAGGCGCAAUUCUGGCGCGUCCUCAUGGGCAUUGGGAUGAUGCUCCAUCGCCUCGCGCGCCCCUUGCCACCAUCUCCUUCCUUCCACAAACACAUCGAUGCGACUGUGUCCCCUCUUAAGGGGAAGUUUAGACUGCAGUUUUACGUACCGAAGGACUAUCAUGCGCAGAAGAGGCUGAAGGGCAAGAGAUAUCCAUGUGUUAUCAAUUUCCACGGCGGCGGGUUUACCCUAGGAACUGCUCGUGACGACGCCAGGUGGGCCGGCGUGGUCGUCGAACAAGUGGGAGCAGUGGUUGUAAGUGUGGAUUACAGGCUUGCACCCGAGUUCCCGUUUCCUACGGCCGUGGAAGAUGGAGCAGAUGCAAUCUUGUAUCUGGCCCGUAAUGCGGAUCAAUUGAUGCUGGAUCCAGCGCGUUUCGCGGUGUCGGGGUUCUCCUCGGGCGCGAAUAUGAGCUUCACGGUGCCUUUGUGUCUCCAAGGUGAGCUGUUGGACAAAACGCCCUCGGGGACUCCAAUCCAGAACCACCGUGGUAGUGUUCCUGCUCAACUUGCACCACCACCGACAUCAUCAUCAAACCUCUCGCCAAAUUCCUCACGAAUCGGUCUCACGCGGCAAAAGUCCCGUCUAGAUCGAAUAGCCAUGCUUCGCCAAACAGGAACAUCCUCCCUCUCCCUCGUUUCCUCGUACAAGGACGGCGCAGCUGUCUCCGUUAUCACGCAAGACACUGAGGUCAAAAUCAGAGGCAUAGUGUCCUUCUAUCCGUCCACAGACUACACGCAAACGCGCGAACAACGUCGCCAAACCUGCUCGCGAACAGACCAACAGCUCCCCGCUGUUUUCACCGAGCUAUUCGACGACUCGUAUCUUCAACCCCCUAGCCUGGAUCUCUCUCAUCCCUGGCUAAGCCCCGGCGUGGCUCCUGAGCACAUGCUUGCUGUCUUGCCCGACGACAUCGUCCUAUUCACCUGCGAGUGGGACAUGCUCUUAGCCGAAGGCGAACGAUUCCGAGACAGAUUGGUAAAUGAUCUAAAGAAACGAGUACAUUAUCACUGCAUCCCAGGUGUCCCGCACGGGUGGGACAAGGCGCCGAAUCCCCUUCGAGAGUCUCCUGGCGCUCGACAGCAGUAUAUGGUGGCUUGUCGAGAGUUGAAGAGGAUGUUUGAUCUUGAGCAGGAUGGCGAAGACGUGCUAGUGUUUUGGGUUGAUGCUUCGUAUAUAUACCCUGUUGGCAUGGGGAUUGGUAUUCAGGAGAAGGCGUUGGAGGAUAUGUAUGAACGAAAACUUCAGAAACCCCAUUUUGGCUUCGAUGGGGUUUGGUUUCUUCGAAUCAAACCCUUGCAGUAUUUGAUUCUACGAAGGGGUUCUGUAAUCCCAGUCCCCAUUACUCCUAACCUUUAUAUGACCCUUUCACGGCUCUGUUUCUAG